AUGCUGGACAGAUUUCUCGCCAGACUCGAGGACCCAGAACGCCCCUUUCUGGGUCCUGUUAUAAAAUUUCUUACCAUCUGGGGUGUGUGGCUUUCUAAUAAUCCUAAGAUGUUGAUGAUGUCCAUACUUUUACAACUAUUUGAAACCGUUUUCAUUAUAACCGAGUUUAUAGAUCUCUUCUACGUUAAGGCAAGCUUAGAUUUGCUAUUAACCAACCUAAAGUUUUCGAUGCAAGGCGCUAUUAACAUGUGCAAGGUUUGGUCAUUCAUCGCCUGGCAAAAAGAUUGGAGGGCCGUCUGUGACUAUGUGACGAGGGCAGAUAUUGCCAACAGAUCUUCUUUUGACCCCAAAAAGAAGAAAAACAUUGAAGGAUUCACCAAGUACUGUAGAAUAGUAACCUACACUUAUGGGACUUUCACGUUUGCCACUGGUUUUGUAGUAAUCUUUCAGCCGGGUUUCAAGUAUCUCCUAUCAUCGACGUAUAGAGAGAAUGUGAAAGCGGGAAGAGAGGAUUAUAUGCAAGUCAUCAGCUCCUGGGUACCCUUCAAUAAGCACGAAAUGCCAGGCUAUUUCUUCGCUUGUGUCAUACAAGGUCUUGGAACGUUUGUGGCAGCUGGCUGGAUCACCUCAUAUGAUGUUAUUGCGCUGUCAAUCAUGAUUUUUAUAAGGGCUGAGUUGGAGGCGUUGAAAAUCGACACGGCGGCCAUAUUUGAUGCCUCUGAAAGUGACACGAUUGAUAGAAUCAGAAAUUGUCAUAAAAGGCACAUUGAGCUGAUACAUUAUAGCGAGCUGUAUAAUUCUUGUACAUCGCCGAUUUUAUUACUCUACACUUUUAUAUGUACAGUAAUACUCUGUUCCACAGCUUAUCAAAUUACCAACCUGGAAACAAGUACAAUGCAGCAGUUAAUGACAGUCGUGUACCUUAUGUUUGGUGUCGCCCAACUCUUUCUUUACAGCUGGCAUAGUAACGAUGUGCUGUACGCUAGUAUGGAUCUAAUCCGUGGACCGUAUGAAAGCAAAUGGUGGACGCAAAGCCCAUCUCAUCAAAGAAACCUAUUCAUUCUCGUUGUUCAAUUGUCCAAAACUAUUAUAUUCACCGCCGGACCAUUUACCAAUCUCACCGUUGCUACUUUUAUAAAUAUACUGAAAGGCGCUUAUAGUUAUUACACGCUGCUUUAA
Messenger RNA from Pieris macdunnoughi, 1179 nucleotides. NCBI's taxonomy places the organism in Eukaryota, Metazoa, Arthropoda, Insecta, Lepidoptera, Pieridae. The record is from the annotation of a GenBank genome assembly.